This is a messenger RNA of Pyrgilauda ruficollis (rufous-necked snowfinch), 1510 nucleotides long. RefSeq names its product jumonji domain containing 7 (gene JMJD7). Gene Ontology annotation, molecular function: 2-oxoglutarate-dependent dioxygenase activity. Lineage: Eukaryota; Metazoa; Chordata; Aves; Passeriformes; Passeridae. The transcript is spliced from 8 exons. Bases 46 to 999 code for a protein of 317 amino acids. The record is from RefSeq and is a predicted model, not a curated record.
GGGGCGGGCGCGGGCGGGGCCGCCUGCUGCGGGGCCGGGCCGUGCAUGGCGGAGGGCGCGGCGCUGCGGGCCGUGAGGGGCUGCCUGGCCGCCUUCCCGCGGGAGGCCCGCGAGCUGGGCUGGCCGGAGUCCGUACCCUAUCUUGAUAGGCCUCCGUCCCCGCUGGAGUUCUAUCGAGAGUGGGUGAGUCCGAAUAAACCCUGUGUAAUUCGCAAUGCCAUCAGCCACUGGCCGGCUCUGAAGAAAUGGACCUCAGCAUACCUCAGGGAGGUGGUAGGUCCCAAGGUGGUGAGUGUGGCAGUGACACCAAAUGGUUAUGCAGAUGCAGUGUUUCAGGACCGUUUUGUCAUGCCAGAGGAGCGCCAAAUGCCUUUCAUGGACUUUUUGGACAUUGUGGAGAAGAAAGUGACCUCUCCCAACGUAUUCUAUGUGCAGAAGCAGUGCUCAAACCUCACUGAGGAGUUCCCUGAACUUGUCUGUGAUGUGCAGCCUGACAUACCAUGGAUGAGUGAGGCACUGGGGAAGAAGCCUGAUGCUGUGAAUUUCUGGCUUGGGGAGUCAGCUGCUGUGACAUCUUUACAUAAGGAUCAUUAUGAGAACUUGUACUGUGUAGUAUCUGGAGAGAAAUAUUUUCUACUGCAUCCACCAAGUGACCGUCCCUUCAUCCCAUAUGAGCUCUAUCAGCCAGCAACCUACCACGUAUCAGAAGAUGGUUCAUUUAAAAUUGUGGAUGAGAAAACUGCAGAGAAGGUGCCCUGGAUCCCUCUGGACCCCUUGAAACCAGAUCUAGAACUGUAUCCAGAGUAUGCUCAGGCAAAACCUUUGCAGUGUACAGUGAAAGCUGGUGAGAUGUUAUAUCUGCCUUCUCUCUGGUUCCAUCAUGUUCAGCAAUCUCAUGGCUGUAUUGCAGUGAAUUAUUGGUAUGACAUGGAAUAUGACAUUAAGUACAGCUAUUAUCAACUACUAGAUUGUCUCACAAAAGCUGUGAAAAUGCUAUAGCAAAGGUGGGAGACUCGAGCCUGUGAUGUCUGUUUCUGAUGUGAUGCAAUCAUCAGCAUCUGUGACUGGAGUACAAAUGUGAUUCCCCCAAAAAGAUCUGAACAUUAAAUUAUGGUCAACAAUGCCUGCUGAACACAUCAUGGCUAUCUUUCUUGAUUUCAGAGUCCAGAGCAAUUGGCCGGAUUUUUUGGCUUAUAAGUAGAACUUUGAUUUUGAGGUCUUUGCAUGUUGCCUUGGUGAUGGUGAGAAAAAUAGAAUGUGAAUCGAGACAAUCCAGGUUUUGAAAAUCCCAAACCAGAAGCCCUGACUGUUCAGAUCUACAGAUUGUUUUCAUUACAACCCAAGUGGACAAGGAAGGAUCUGCUCUAUGCAUCAGGCUGCAACAGUCCAAUGUAUGCAUUCUGUUUAAGGCAAAAGUCUGUCCUGUUGUAAUUCUUUAAGUUCAGUGGCUGUGAUAUUUUGAUGGUGAGAAACUACAAUUUCUGCAAUAAAUAGGUCAGUUUAAAGCUUA